AUGGUGGAGCAAGCCUUGAUUAGUUGGGCUGGCAUGGGGCGUAACUUCACAUCUUGGGAAGAUUCGAGCUUUAUUCGCAGCAAGUUCCCUACUUUUUAUCCUUGCGGACAGGGAUCUUCAGAUCCGGCGGGAAUUGUUGUGAUUGCAGAGUUGAUUGAAGAAGGAAAUGAAGCAGGAAAGCAAUUAGGAUUUGAGGAGAAAAUGAAAGAGGAAAAGAAUGAACAAGACGAGGAUGAAUUGGGGAUAAAAGACGAGGUCCAGACACGUGGCGAGCACUCGGGGCUUCUUGAAGGAGUGAACGUGGCGUCGAGUCAACAAGUCCAAGGAAAUGGUUGA
This is a messenger RNA of Striga asiatica, 336 nucleotides long. NCBI's taxonomy places the organism in Eukaryota, Viridiplantae, Streptophyta, Magnoliopsida, Lamiales, Orobanchaceae. The record is from the annotation of a GenBank genome assembly.